Messenger RNA from Olea europaea var. sylvestris, 1255 nucleotides. RefSeq lists its product as uncharacterized. Lineage: Eukaryota; Viridiplantae; Streptophyta; Magnoliopsida; Lamiales; Oleaceae. The transcript has 5 exons. Gene Ontology annotation, cellular component: U12-type spliceosomal complex. The record is from RefSeq and is a predicted model, not a curated record. Bases 264 to 986 code for a protein of 240 amino acids. Gene Ontology annotation, biological process: mRNA splicing, via spliceosome.
CAAAACCAGUCAGGGACUGAUUCGUUCAACAGAGAGAAGAAAAGGAGAAUCAUUUUCAUGCUCUCUCUCUCAAGAAUCCCCUCCGACAUAAGCGACACUCUAACCCUAACUCUUUUCCAAAGAAUCUCGUAAAGUCAAGAGCUCAUAUUCCCCAUACCGCAAGAGAAAAACUAAUACAAUAUCAUCCCUCUAUAGAUGUGAAUCCAUGUGGGAAUUUUGAAAGGCGGGAAUUAUAUUGGGGUUUCGUUUUUCUGUUAUUAAGGAUGCAAAUUGUGGAGAGGGAUGACGAUAUUUAUGCCCCAAGGGUUCCCAAUGGAUCGAUGUCGCGUGCAGUCCACUAUUCCCCUUUGUUCUGCGUUGAUAGCUUCUCCAGGAAGAGUUUUUCCUACAACAAGCUUCCUCAGGAGCCCCUCCGGCUCAGCGUUCUCAAAUUGGACGGCUCAUCUUUUGAAAUUCAGGUGGCUAAAAAAGGGACGGUGAAGGAGCUGAAGCUGGCGGUUGAGGCGGCAUUUAGUCAUUUGCCAAAGACAGGGCCUGGUAGAGUUUCAUGGCCACAUGUAUGGGGUCAGUUUUGUCUUUCCUACAAUAGCCACAAGCUACUUAAUGACAGCAGUUAUUUAGGAAUCUACAAGAUCAAAGAUGGUGAUCAGCUUCGCUUUACUCGCCAUUCCUCCAUCAACUACAAUUUGGCAAGGUUGCAAUCAGAGAAAGAGGACUCGGAUUUAGAUGAUGAACCUGAUAGGAACAGACAAGAGAAUGUUCAAAGUCAUUAUAUAGAGAUCAUAGAGAACAAGCAAGAUGACAAUGUUGAGUCUGAUAAAGGUGUCGUUAUGCAAUAUGAGUUCAAGUUAACUCACUUGUUAAGAGGGUGGUUCCCAAAUCAUAAAUUGCCCAGCUCUGAGAUGACAGUGGAGAAGAGUAGUUCCUCGAGAUUUUCACAGAGUUUAGCAAGAGGUUUUAAAAAUGUCGUACGGUUUUUGCAGUAAUAAAUGUACAUCUAAAGGGGAGACUUGGAAAGCAGGGCAACAGCUUGGAUUGUUGCAUCUUCACGAUCUGGGACUGUGCCUCAACCAAUCACCGGGAAUGAACUUGAGUCGGAAAGCUUUCAUCAAAGCUCAACAUCCAUAAUGCAAACUGUCCUGUAAAAUGAAUUAUGACUUGUAGAAUCAAAAGAUAGAUUUGAUCUUUUUUUUUUUUUUUUGCUCCAUUGUCACCAUUAUUGAGGCUGAAUAAUGAGAAACGUUUGCCUUAGUAC